Aspergillus aculeatinus CBS 121060 is the source of this 1087-nucleotide messenger RNA. RefSeq names its product serine palmitoyltransferase small subunit family protein. NCBI's taxonomy places the organism in Eukaryota, Fungi, Ascomycota, Eurotiomycetes, Eurotiales, Aspergillaceae. The record is from RefSeq and is a predicted model, not a curated record. The coding region runs from base 386 to 832 and encodes 148 amino acids. The transcript has a single exon.
CAUACCAUUCUUGUACUUCAUCAUUGUUGGGGGAGCUUUAACUGAUCUGCAUCUGUGCACUUUCGCGAUCGGGUGUCGAUCUCACUACCCAACUCUGCUCAACAACACUGCUACUUCAGAGCUCCUCUAUCAGCUGUGCUCAAUAGCGCUCGGGGGAGUGUCUGGCUGUCUACAGUGUAAAGACAACGGCGAAACGCGAGCUCGAACGUAGAUCAUAUACCAGCACCGCCAAAUCUCUGACGGCCGUUUACCCGCCUGCUCGGCUGGUCACGGAAGGGAGUGCAAUUGGCAAGGCUACGGACUAGGAAUUGCAAGGAACGGAACCUCCUCUUCAGGAAACCUCGAUCCCCGACAUUCCGACUUAUAUAUCAGCAACCGCGCAGCGAUGGCAACCGAGAUGCAGUCGUUCUAUACCCCUUCCACCUCCACCCACAUCUCGUCCCAUGCCCCGGCGGCCGUGGAUGAGCUAAUCAACAAAUACUCAUCCACAAUGUCGACCUCAACCUCUGCCGUCAGCCACCUGUCGAUGAAGAAAGCUCACCGGAACGUCCUGCAGCGGAUUAUCGAUCGCAUUCGCCUAGAAUACUAUCGCUAUGAGGUUACAUUCGGGCUCUAUGUCAUGACGCCGGGAGAGAAGUUGGUGGCUAACACCUUUGUGAUUGUCGUGCUGUCCCUCCUGUUCUGGGCCCUGCUGGUUUAUUUCCCUGCGCUUCUAUACCAGAAGGCCAGCCGUCUUAUCUGGCUGUUGACUGGCGAGAAUGGAGAGGAAAUGGGGGCUGCUUUGGGGAUCAUCGAUUCGCACGUCAACUCCAUGUCUACGCCUUCGAGCUAAAAGCGCAUCAUUCGCGAUUGAGUUAUGGAGAGGGUCAUGGCUAUGAUCCUUCGAUUGCCCUCUUGCUUUGUGUGAUUUGCCUCCGCGCCUCUGUUUUGGUAUAAGGAUACCAGGGAUCGACAAUGAAGGUAAGAGAAGUAUUGGUACCUUCAGUUGCGCGAUUCCGCGUUCGAAGCUGAUAGCCUUGACAGAUCCCCGAGUGCCACCUUUGCUUCAUAUUUGGGAAUUCGACCCCGGCGUUUUGGGAAUUAUAUG